AUGGCGGAAAAACUUCACGCGUGUCUCGUUCAGUACUUCGCGCGGUUGGAGAAGCUCAAUCAUAAAUGGCAAGAAUUAUCAAAAAACGCCGAAAUACCACUUAUGGCUCUGGCUAAUCAGGCUGAACAGUUCCGAAGUAUUAUUACGAACCCAAGUACGGAGAGUACAGAGAAUGCUAUGCAUAAAGAGAUGUUGGAAAGAUUUAUAUUCAAUAUUCUCAUGCGUAUGGAGGAUGAAGUCAGGCUGCUCUUGAAUAUCCUGACCCAAUUUAAUGACGCCAAUCAGAACUUGAAGAAUUACCUGGACAACUUGGAGAAUGCCAGGAGCAAAAUAUCCUUAAAGGAUGAAGCGACGCAAGAAUUAAUUAACGGAACGCCUCAUCGACCAAGGCUCAAUAUGCUUCUAAUUUGGGCCGUGGAGAGUUUCCAGUUUUAUCAUAAGAUGUAUCUUCAAAUCAAGGAUUCUAUGAAUUUGCUUGAUUAUAAAGCAAAAGACACCAUUGACAAUUUAAUUUCUUCUUUCAAAGAAGACAAACGCGGGAGGAAGAAUACGAAUAGAAUACUCGCUUUUACGCAGUUCUUAGCUAAAGAGACUCUUCGUCAGAAAGGCAAAGAUACAAGAAGACAUCGGAGACAAUUGCAGAGAAACAUAACUAAUAAAAAUUGAUGAAGAUAUAUCUCUUUAUAA
Messenger RNA from Ooceraea biroi (clonal raider ant), 687 nucleotides. RefSeq lists its product as uncharacterized. The record is from RefSeq and is a predicted model, not a curated record. NCBI's taxonomy places the organism in Eukaryota, Metazoa, Arthropoda, Insecta, Hymenoptera, Formicidae.